Molecule: messenger RNA, 2381 nt
Organism: Pollicipes pollicipes
Lineage: Eukaryota; Metazoa; Arthropoda; Thecostraca; Pollicipedomorpha; Pollicipedidae
Exons: 5
Coding region: 322-708 (128 amino acids)
Source: RefSeq, a predicted model, not a curated record
GGCGGCGACUCGAUCCAGCGCCUGACCUCGACCGGGGCACCAGCGGCAGCCGUGCGCGCCGCCGGCACCUCCGCCACCACCCGGCGCUUGCCACUUGGGAUAGCGCUGGGCCAGAUUCAGCUCCAGCUCUGCUACGACGUGGUGGCCCACAUACUGUACGUCAGCGUGCUGCGGGCCAAAAACCUGAAGACCCGACGGCCGAACGGCGACACGAGGCCGGACCCAUUCGUCAGGGCCACGCUGCUCCCGGACGCCAGCUCGGAGAAUACGCGGACUACCCGUCACUUCUCGUACGAGUCGGUGCCGGAGUGGAACCAGACCAUGGUGUACCCCAAGGUGCAGGCCGAGACUCUGCGUGCCUCCAGCCUGGAGGUCUCCAUCUGGAACCACGAUCUGUACAAGGGCAACGAGCACCUGGGACAAGUCUGCAUCGAUUUGUCAGAUCCACACAGCGUCGACGAGCAGCCUCGCUGGUACCAGCUGGUGGCGCUAGAUGGCAGGGGCGGGCAGAAGUCGGACGGCCGCCGCCGUUCCGACAGGCAUUUUCUGCCCAGAAAGUCGCGGGCGAAGCGGCCUGACGUGCUGCCCAUGGAGACCGACCAGGGAGCCAACCAGCGUCAGACUAAGUACAUUUUCGCUACCUCGGGCAUCUCAGCGACGUCCAUGUUUCCGGGCCGCUGUCACGGCAACAUGUGCUCCAUUUUGUGAGCCGUGCCACGGGCGGCAGCUGACGGCGGCCAGCGGCACGCACGCGCCAUCUUCCCAGACCGGCACCGCCCGCCAAACAAGCUCGCGUGUCGGCUCUCCGUAUCGUGCUGGUGUGCCGCGUAACGAAGUGUCGGGCCGGCGUCACUGAUCUGUGGAAGGUCGCUGCCAGCCGGCCCUCCGACACCAACUCUGCGCGCCCGUAAAACGGGCUCGCCGACAUCAGCUCUGUGAGCCCGGAGAACCGGCUCGCCAAUACCAGCUCUGUGCGCCCGGAGAACCAGCCCCAAGGACACGGGCUCUGUGCGCCGGGAGAACCGGCUCGCUGACACCAGCUCUGUGCGCCGGGAGAACCGGAUCGCUGACACCAACUCUGUGCGCCGGGAGAACCGGCCCUCCGACACCAGCUCUGCGCGCCCGGAGAACCGGCCCGCCGACAUUGCUUAGUCGAUGUAAAACCCAUAAGAGCCGCAAAUUGUUCGUAGUUCAUGGCAGAACGUUGGCCGCCAAAGCACCUGAUGCCGAGAGAUUUGGGCUUGUUUCGCACCGUUACUGGUUAGCGGUUCUGCACCGUAGUCGAUUGCGGCUGCAAAAUAUGACCACGUUCGGAGGAGAAACGAAACGACUGGAGGCUCAGAGUGGGACAGAUGGUCGAACCAGCGUUGAAUCCGAUAGUUUGCCCUGGAUGGGAAACAUGCGUCACUCGCUCAAUGUGUCUCGUUCGCUUCCAGACAACAGAAGUUUGCACGUUUUGUCUUAACCGGGCGCGCAUGCUUGGAAGUGAUUGAUAGGAUUGACCGCGAGCAACGUCACAGUGGCGGACGUCUUCACGAAGGGAGAAGACGUAGCAGAGGGCAUUGUUUGUUCAUAAUGAAUGUGAUGCAUUGCAUGCCGCGGUGCAUGCUGUUCGAACCUAAGGAGUACUAGACAUUCCAGGUGUGUUCAUGUAUAUGCGCCGUAAUAUCCUCAAUAUCAUCCUCUCUCGUAUCCGCCUGUCUGUAGACUAUCGAAUUAUGUUUAAGAGCUCCUUAUAACCAAUUAUCUGGUUCCGAUCAGAAUGUGCUUUUAUCCCUCGGGUUGAACAAAUAUAUAUCUUUAGAACCGUGACUAGGGCGCUAAACAAGUAGCUUUCUGACCCAUCUUUAAAGGAGAAAAGCGAGGAAAUGUCUAGACGGACAGAUUCAAACAACUACCUUGUAACAUAUUUGCAUCAUACUUGUAAUUCGUGAGCAUAUCUCCGUGUGCCGACUGUAUAUACAAGGUAUCGUUUACCUACGGUUUUCAACAUGCCAUUUUCUCCUGGCUAUCCCAUCUAAUUCCGUGUUUCGUGUCAAUGUGGUGCCCUGCGGUUUCAAGAUCUACGCCGUGAUGUAUGUCAAUAUUCAUAACACGCCGUUAUCGGGUGUGUCCAGCUGCCUGUGUCUCGUUUAAUUAUUUAGCCGCCUUGUGACGUUUUCUACUACUCGCUUCGGAGCAGAUUUGGGUUCAUGAGCAUUAAACGUGGCCCAGAUGAACUUCGUGCCGGGGAUAUGAAAUGUUUGGAUAUAGGGGUGAAGCGAGCCCCGCAUGCAAGCAGUUUUUAUCCAUGUCGCUGUGCUGUCUAUGUAGUGUAGAGUUGUACCGGUAGAUGUCACUGUCAGUGCCUGGUGGUUGGUCAAGUGCUUUCACGAACAAUA